Rangifer tarandus platyrhynchus (Svalbard reindeer) is the source of this 609-nucleotide messenger RNA. The record is from the annotation of a GenBank genome assembly. NCBI's taxonomy places the organism in Eukaryota, Metazoa, Chordata, Mammalia, Artiodactyla, Cervidae.
AUGAUCCCUCUACUACAUAUGCUCAGUGUUGAGGAGCUCAUUACUUACGAAACGCUGUUCAGCGUCCUGCAGUUCUGGCUUCAUUUAGUCAAAAAUCUGUGGCUUGCAGAUUCCACCCCUUGGCUCUACUUCUGCCUCCUAGAACCAUGCAGAGGAAAUCCAUUUUUUUUUUUAUUCGUUCACACAGUCAUGAUCUGUUCACUGGAUGAGACACUGGGGGUACAGCAUAGAAAACAUCAGAUAAAAUUCCCUGCCCUCAUGGGGUUCAUUUUCUGGAAAGGAGUUGGACAGCAGUCAAUACAUGACAUGUACAUGACACGUAAAUACAUGACAUGUCAGGUAGUAAGAAGAGCCAUAGAAAGAAAGCAGGCAAGAGGAAUGAGGUAUGGGGCCAGCGGUAAAGAACUCACUUGCCAAUGCAGGAGACGUGGGUCUCCAGGAAGAUCCCCUGGAGGAGGGCAUGGCAGCCCACUCCAGUAUUCUUGUCUGGAGAAUCCCAUGGACAGAGGAACUGGCAGGCUACAGCCCAUAGUGUUGCAAAGAGUCGGACGCAACUCAGCACACAUGCAUUGUGGUUUUAUACAGCUUAGUCAGGGAGGGCCUCUCUGA